AUGUGGGCAAAAAAUCGCCGGGAAGGUCACGGUACUUGGAUUUGGGGAGAAAAGUCGCCAUCAGCAGGUGAUCGCUAUUCGGGCGAAUGGCAUUUAGAUAAGAAGCAUGGGCAAGGAGAAUACAUUCAGGCCAAUGGCGAUGUCUAUAUUGGAGAAUUCAAAAAUGAUAAACGUGAUGGGAACGGUAUUUAUCGUAUACGUAAUACUGAUGAAUCAUUAGAUGUUACUUAUAGUCAAGAUGAGUUUGUGACUCCAACGAAUAUCUCGAGUGCCUGA
This is a messenger RNA of Rotaria sp. Silwood2, 276 nucleotides long. Lineage: Eukaryota; Metazoa; Rotifera; Eurotatoria; Philodinida; Philodinidae. The record is from the annotation of a GenBank genome assembly.